Molecule: messenger RNA, 768 nt
Organism: Coffea eugenioides
Lineage: Eukaryota; Viridiplantae; Streptophyta; Magnoliopsida; Gentianales; Rubiaceae
Exons: 3
Coding region: 1-768 (255 amino acids)
Source: RefSeq, a predicted model, not a curated record
AUGGUUCUGGGGCUUAGAACCGAGGAGCAUUUCCUCACUGGACGAGUUGGUAGACAGGCUCCCGGCGAGUCACUGCGCUCGUAUGUGCAGAGGUUCAAUGAGGAAAAUGUGCAGAUACUUGAUCAAAAUGAGCAGGUAGACCAAGGAAUUCGAAGUGAGGAUCUAAAUCGCAUGAAGCGGGAAGCCCAAGCAGCCCGUACUGGACAAGAGUCCCGGAGGCAAAAAGAAAUCGGCCAACUCGAACAAGGCCCCAGCGGCUCGUCGAAUCAAUUUCGCGAUCGCCGGAGUGUCUUUGACAGAAUCGUGAAAGGGAGGUCGUCCACCUCGGACGCCGAGCUGACACCACUCAAUUCCAGUCGGUCUCAUAUCCUGGCUGUAAUGAGGCAGAAUCACCUCGGCCGAGCCCCUCCUGAAAUUUUGGGAACGAGAGAGAAGAGAAACUCCAGUCUCUAUUGUGCCUACCACCGAGAUGUUGGGCACGAGACCGAAGACUGCAACGAUUUGAAGAGGGAGAUCGAGAACCUGAUCAGACAGGGAUACUUGAAGCAAUUCGUCCGCAAGGAUGGAGGUUUCAACCGAAAUGCCUCCCACCGAGAUAACCGGGGCCCUUGCCGAGAGGACAUGCGGGGCACAAAGAGUCACUGUCGUGGACCCGAGGACCAUAGGGAGGACCAGCGGCCUUCGCCAGACGGGUCCCCGGGCUAUGACCCUAACAUCGCCGGGGUGAUCAAUACAAUCGCGGGUGGCCCGACGGGAGGAGACAGAUAG